AUGCAGUGCUGCAGCUGCCGCAGCAGCAGCGAGAACUCUGCGGCAGCAGCUGUGCAUCAGCAGCAGCAGCAACUGCAGCAACAAACGCAACACUACCAGACGCAGCAGCAGCAGCAGCAGCAACGGCAACGAAAGCAGCAAAGCAGCAACAACAGCAGCAGCAGCAGAGCAACACCAGCUGCAGCAACAGCAGCAGCAACUGCUGCAGAGCAGCAGCAGCAGCAGCAACAGCAGCAGCAGCAGCAGCCGCAAAAGCAACAGCAGCAGCAGCCGCGGCAACAGCAGUAG
Eimeria necatrix is the source of this 288-nucleotide messenger RNA. RefSeq lists its product as hypothetical. The transcript has a single exon. NCBI's taxonomy places the organism in Eukaryota, Apicomplexa, Conoidasida, Eucoccidiorida, Eimeriidae. The record is from RefSeq and is a predicted model, not a curated record. The coding region runs from base 1 to 288 and encodes 95 amino acids.